Odocoileus virginianus texanus is the source of this 798-nucleotide messenger RNA. Its product is annotated as olfactory receptor 5I1-like. The record is from RefSeq and is a predicted model, not a curated record. Gene Ontology annotation, molecular function: odorant binding; olfactory receptor activity. NCBI's taxonomy places the organism in Eukaryota, Metazoa, Chordata, Mammalia, Artiodactyla, Cervidae. Gene Ontology annotation, cellular component: membrane. Gene Ontology annotation, biological process: G protein-coupled receptor signaling pathway; sensory perception of smell.
CCUCCAGGAACGCUGCAGAGAAUGGAGGUGGAGAACAUCACUGUGAAGACACAGUCCCUCCUCUUGGGAUUCAGUGACCACCCAGAACUGCAGAGUGUUCUUUUCGCUGUGUUUUUGUCUAUCUACUCUCUUACCCUGCUGGGGAACCUUGGGAUGGUUUUAUUAAUCACAGUCAGUCCCCCUUUGCACACCCCUAUGUACUUUUUUCUCCGCAUCUUGUCUUUCAUAGAUGCUUGCUACUCCUCAGUCAUUGCUCCCAAGUUGCUUGUGGACUUAGUCUCUGACAAGAAGACCAUUUCUUACAACGGCUGUGCUGCGCAGCUUUACUUCUUCUGCUGUUUGGUGGACACGGAGUCUUUUAUCUUGACUGUCAUGGCUUAUGAUCGGUACAUAGCCAUCUGCAACGCCCUGCUUUACACUGUUAUUAUGUCCAAGAGGAUUUGCCGCCAGCUUGCAAUUGGAGCGUUUUUAGGGGGCACCGUGAGCUCUGUGAUUCACACCACUAACACCUUUCACCUGUCUUUCUGCUCCAAUGAAAUUAACCAUUUCUUUUGUGACAUCUCCCCUCUCUUCUCUCUGUCCUGCACUGACACCUACACCCAUGACGUUGUACUGGCCAUAGUGACCUGGGCUGGUGUCUCAUCCUUGGAGCCUGAUUGGCUUGUGACCGAGGUUGGAGUGUCACGGGGGUUAAGGGAGCUGGGGGCACGUAGCAGGCAGCGUGCCUCCACAAUGGACCAGGAAUGCCUGUUGCCCUCUGCAGAGCCCCCAACCUCCAGAAACAGUGGGAGAAAUUAA